Mandrillus leucophaeus (drill) is the source of this 733-nucleotide messenger RNA. Its product is annotated as cytochrome P450 4B1-like. Lineage: Eukaryota; Metazoa; Chordata; Mammalia; Primates; Cercopithecidae. Gene Ontology annotation, molecular function: heme binding; oxidoreductase activity, acting on paired donors, with incorporation or reduction of molecular oxygen; monooxygenase activity. The annotation marks the transcript as partial. The record is from RefSeq and is a predicted model, not a curated record. The transcript has 4 exons.
GACAAGUGGGAAGAGAAGGCUCAGGAGGGUAAGUCCUUUGACAUCUUCUGUGAUGUGGGCCACAUGGCGCUGAACACGCUCAUGAAGUGCACCUUUGGAAGAGGAGACACCAGCCUGGGCCACAGGGACAGCAGCUACUACCUUGCAGUCAACGAUCUCACUCUGUUGAUGCAGCAGCGCCUUGUGUCCUUCCACUACCAUAAUGACUUCAUCUACUGGCUCACCCCACAUGGCCGCCGCUUCCUGCGGGCCUGCCAGGUGGCCCAUGACCAUACAGACCAGGUCAUCAGGGAGCGGAAGGCAGCCCUUCAGGAUGAGAAGGUGCGGAAGAAGAUCCAGAACCGGAGGCACCUGGACUUCCUGGACAUUCUCCUGGGUGCCCGGGAUGAAGAUGACAGCAAGCUGUCAGAUGCAGACCUCCGGGCUGAGGUGGACACAUUUAUGUUUGAAGGCCAUGACACCACCACCAGUGGUAUCUCCUGGUUUCUCUACUGCAUGGCCCUGUACCCUGAGCACCAGCAUCGUUGUAGAGAGGAGGUCCGUGAGAUCCUGGGGGACCGGGACUCCUUCCAGUGGUGAGUGAGUCUGAGGGUGGGCCCAGUUUAUCCUGCUCAGCCCUUGGGAAGGGCGGUGCCCAUCCUGUCCUGAACCAUCCUGGAAAUCAGGUGAGGUGGCGGCGGCUGUCCUGUUUCCCCCAGUGUCAUACGAUUUGUGACAGCGGGGGUUGGGGGGU